Sporisorium graminicola is the source of this 1929-nucleotide messenger RNA. RefSeq lists its product as uncharacterized. Lineage: Eukaryota; Fungi; Basidiomycota; Ustilaginomycetes; Ustilaginales; Ustilaginaceae. Gene Ontology annotation, cellular component: mitochondrion. The transcript has a single exon. The record is from RefSeq and is a predicted model, not a curated record. Bases 1 to 1929 code for a protein of 642 amino acids.
AUGGCGUCUGCACUGAGCCGCUCUGCGGGAAGGAUCAGGCUCGCCGUUGCUGCGGUGCCACAUCCAUCUUACGCAGGAACAUCCUAUUCCAGCACUCGCAGUCUUUCGGCAAGCGUUCGACGAUGGGAAGACGAGAAACCAAAGCACCCGUCAUCGUCAAGCGAUCCGUCCAGCUCAACCUCCGCUACCAGCGAUCAGGUCGGAUCCUCAAAUCAUUCAGACGACAGCUCCGGCUACAGACCGCCCUCCAAGAGCUCUGGCGCAUGGCCAUACGAUUCGACCUCCUCUACUGAAUCUCAAUCAUCGCAGUCGACUACCGAUGCUCCUUCCACCACGACCUCCGAUUCGAACCCUUACUCGGGCCUCUUCGACGGCAAUGACCCAUUCCCCACUGUGACUGUACCCAAGCUAGGAAAUGCAAGCACCUCCUCGUUGGACUCGCUGGCAUCAUCAGACAAAGCUUCCUGGCUCUCCGACCAGUUGGAUUCGCUCACGACGUCGCCUCGCACCCCUCGUGCCACAGCUCGCUCCUCAGCACCUGCCGACGAACGCAAAAAGCACUCAAUCCCUCGCUCAGUCCUCUUUGCCGACUCGGAAAACGCGCGUCGGUCGGACGACUUCAGGCCGCGUAAAACCUCGGCCACCAACGCACGCAAGCGCUUCGACCGCUCCCCUCUCACCCAGCAGGAAGCAAACGCCUUCAUGUCGCUGCUUAACUCUGCCCUCGCCGGCACUUCCUCCUCUUCUUCUUCUUCCACCGACAGUACUGCCGCCUCUCCAUCGGCCGGUGAAGCAACAGAACACACGCCGUUCGGCAGCUACACGUCGCUCAUCAGCGAUCCGAAGACACAAUCCGGCAGUCGAGCGCUCCUGCAAGCCUUCGCCAAGCGCAACCGGCUCAAGCGCUUCGAAGAUGCACGGGCGCAGCGGGCCAAGCGCUUCGUUCGCGAGGGUUUGGCCGCGCAGAUCGACCCGCUGCAGCUGGAAGCGGGCAUCGACGAGGCCAGAGAGCAAAUCGCCAUGUGUGAGAACCUCGCCGAGCUACUGACAUGGACAAAGCAACAAGUGUGGGGAAUCGGCGCUACGACAAUGACACCAUCGCAGCCGGAACAGCUGGCAGAUAUGCUAUCCUCGACAUCGCUCGACCCCAGCACGCCGUCCACCGCAGAAGCUGCAGAAGGGGGCCCGAGAUACGGCAAAGACACGCCGUACUACGCGUCGGUGCUGCACUUCGUCUUCCUCGCGAUCCGCGAUCGGUACCGCUCGCCACAGACCGCGCUGUGCGUCCCGCGGACCACGCGCGCGCUCGGGAUCGAGAGCUACGUCCUCGGCAUGACCGCCUCGCUGUACAACGAAGUACUCAAGACGCAGUGGGACUGGCUCGGCGACCUUUCGGGCGUCGUCUCAACGCUGCGCCAGGCGCGCGAAACGGGCAUCCUCGCCUCCACUAACGCUGCCGGAUCCACGCGUCUGUCGAGCAGCGAGGACGACGCGAUCCGCGAGACGGUCGACCGCAUCGCCAACGACGUGCGCCGGUACGUGCUCGACCAGCAGAUCUCGACGGACCGCGCUCACCAGAUCGACGCGCUCUCCGCCAACACCCGUGCUGCCGGCAAGAAGACCGAGGGCGUGCGCGGUUGGAGCCAGAACUGGCUCUUGGCGAAUGCAGAGGAGGCGACCGGUCUGGCUGGCCAACCGCAUAGGCUGACGGUGGAGAAGAGGUCGCGUUUCGACCCCUCGUCGGCGGAGGAGAGAGAUGCGCGUGCGAGAUCCGGCGGUGGCGGUGGCGGUGGUAGGUUUAGCACUGAACGAAGGCUUGAAAGGAGAAGCCCCGACAGCGAUAGAUUCAGCAGAGGCAGGGAGACAAGGUCAGCGGCGCGGUACGAUUCGUCGACUUCGUACAAUUCGCGCUCGACGAGAGCCUGGUAA